AACUUCCACAAUUUUCCACAUCAGCAUUUAAUUUAAUUUUUUUCUAUUUUUUAAAUUUGAUUUAAAAAUAAACCUAAUUUUUCCCCGUUACAAAACCCGAUAACUCUUUAAAACCAAAAAGUAAAACUCACCCUUUCCUUCCCUAAACCAGCAGUGUCUCUUCUUUGCUCACAACCUCACACACUAAAACAUCUCCUUCCCUAAACCUAAAACUCACCAUUUCCUUCCUCCAAAAUCAAAACCCCAAACUCAGAUUCUUCCCUUGUCGCCACCACCGCUAUAGAUGGCCACCACUACGGAUCGCCGCUACAGAUGGCCACCACUCAGAUUCUCACACAACCAUCGUCACUUCUCCGGAAACAUUACCAGUACAAAACAAUGCAAAAAAGCUUCACUCUAUUGCAACAUGGAUUAUUUAUUACACCUUCUUGACUCUUCAGAUACCCAAUUGGAUCUCAUGUUGUUGGAGCUUUCAGCAUGCCUUGCGGUAAUUGUUUCUUUUGUUCCAUGGGUGAGGACGAAUUAUGCGAUGAUUUCUCUGCUUAUAACCAGGCAAAAGGAACUUUUUUUGAUGGAGAAACUAGGUUGUUCCUCCGCGGUAGUGAGAUGUUGAUCAAGUGUGUUGUGAUGGGGUUGUAAUGCUUGGGUGCAUGCCGAGUGUGAGAAUAUUUCCAGCAAGCUUUUCAAGGUGUGCUUAAUACACUUGAUUUAUGAAUUGUGAUGUCAAUUUCUAUUCCUGUCAUAUAUGCAUUUAUUCACUAACUUGUGUAUGGUUUAAAGGAUCUAGAGAAUGUAGAUUACUAUUGCGCAGAUUGUAAAGCAAAAUCUAAUUAUGAGUCACAGCUUCAGAAAAAUACCAGCCAAAUGUGAAGUAUGUCUAUCCUAUUUUUGUGUGUGUGUACAAUUCUUUUCCCUCCAGUUGAUUUUUGGGGCAAUUAUAUAUUUGACUUUAUAGACUAAGGAGUUUAUCAUCAGGUUUUAAGCAUAAUUUUGUGACAAUUUUUUAAGUAGGUCUUUAGGAAAUAAUGGACAAAAUGUUCUACCUGAGAUCAUUAAGGAUUCAUUAAGAUGCUUCUUUAUUAUUUUAUAUUCCCCCCAUCUUAGAGUUAUGUGCAAGUGCAGUUCAUGUGGGUUAAAGAAGUUUAAACCUAGAAGAUCAAAUUCUACCUGAAUUGUUAUUUGGAAUUUUCAUUUUCUGGGUUUUGUUACUUUUUUAUAUUUCAAUUAGGUGGCACUCUCCAUAUCUAUGUAAAGAGGUCAGUAUUUUCUUUUAAGCUUUUGUGUUUUUGUCAAUCUUUACACACACCUGGACAAUUCCAUUAAGACAAAGAAACCAAUGAUGUUUCAUAGUUAUCAGAAGGGCAAGAUCAAGGACUCAUGUUGAAGGUCGAGCAAGUUUGGAUUGUAGCUGUUGACUCAGGGUAGAGUAUCAAAACAGAGCAAUGGAAGAAUUGUAGCCGUGACUAUAUAAAUGACAGUGUUUAUAUUUAAAAUAGCUAUACUACUUGUACUUUAGGAUUAGCUUAAUUCAUAGUUAUUAUUUAUAUACACGUCUAUUAAUCUGAUUGGUUGUAGAGGCUAGAUUCGUAUAUUGUGGAGUUAGUAAGAAGUUAGUUACUCUCA
Quercus robur (English oak) is the source of this 1623-nucleotide messenger RNA. RefSeq lists its product as uncharacterized. The transcript is spliced from 4 exons. The record is from RefSeq and is a predicted model, not a curated record. The coding region runs from base 284 to 613 and encodes 109 amino acids. NCBI's taxonomy places the organism in Eukaryota, Viridiplantae, Streptophyta, Magnoliopsida, Fagales, Fagaceae.